This is a messenger RNA of Eurytemora carolleeae, 3376 nucleotides long. RefSeq names its product zinc finger protein 503. The coding region runs from base 392 to 1597 and encodes 401 amino acids. The record is from RefSeq and is a predicted model, not a curated record. Lineage: Eukaryota; Metazoa; Arthropoda; Copepoda; Calanoida; Temoridae. The transcript is spliced from 2 exons. Gene Ontology annotation, biological process: negative regulation of DNA-templated transcription. Gene Ontology annotation, cellular component: nucleus.
GAAAGCCUGUUGAUGGAUGAGCUGCAGCCUUUCCCUGCAGGGGUCGCCUUAUAGCCGCCAUUUUGUUCCAAUUUAGCGGAUUUUCGCAAGAAUUUCGCGGAUUUGAUCAAAACAAAUAAUGUGGAUUAAUGUUUGAAGUAACAAUGGCUGGUUGAGUGACAGGCGGGCUAAAUAAUUGGACGUUAUGAUUAACAGGUUUCAUGGUCUUCCUGUCACGGCACAGCUUGAGGGAGAAGUAUAGUAGAUCCGCCGUACUGUCACGCCCGGGGACCCCGCACCUACCCGUCCGCCACUGCUUCUGUCAGUUUGCCAAUAUCCACCAGUGGGAAAAGAUCCGUCAAAUUCAAGAAAAGUGUUAAUUUAAUAAGAAAUCAUUGAAAUCCUUGUUCACAUGACUGUCCUGGAAGAGGAGAGAUUAAGGAUGAGUUCUGGACUUACUCUGGGAGAUAGAUACAUCACCCCAGAGUACUUAGCCCCACUACCAACUUCGCCUGAAUCAAAGAAUGAGAAGUCUCCUCUACAGUUGUUGGCGCAGACCUGUAGUCAGAUAGGAGCAGAUAAUGUGUCCUCCAAGAUACUUUCAACCACAGAGAAGUUGAAACCAAAGGAUGAGAAGAAAAGAGGAGAUGUGAGCCCAAGCAUUAAUGUGAGUGAUUCUAAACCUGUCUCCUUUAAACCCUACGCCAGUGAUGACAAGGUCCGGGUCAAUUCACCCAAAACCCCGUCAGCAUCUAGUCCUCAUCAGCUGACAGCAGGACGAGAUGGAACCAAAGAAUCGUCCUCUAAGACCUCUACCCCGUCCUCCUCCUGCAGUGGGACCUCCCCAGUUAUUCAGAGUGGGCUAGAGGUACUAGCUGGACAUGCGAAGGACGGAGGACUAGGAAGGUUGGGUAGUUUAGAUCCUUCUAAUCCUGCUUUCCGACCUCAAGGACUACCAGGAUAUCCUUCAUCUAUGGGACACCCUGGAGUCUGUAGAGAUCCAUUUUGUCGUGAUCCAUCCUGCCCAACAGCUAAUUAUAAUGCUUAUCUAGCCCGUCUAACCACUACUGGUGGCCUACCUCCAGGCUACCUGGAGCUACUGGAGGCAUACAAGAUGUACGCUCCAGGAGGCAUGUCAAGCAUGCCUCCAACAUCUCUACCCUCCCCUACCAGUGCCUCACUGGGACCAGGAGGUCCUUAUAUUUGUAAUUGGAUGAAUGGAAGAGAGUAUUGUGGUAAGAGGUAUACUAAUGCUGAGGAGCUGUUAAUCCACUUGAAAACCCACACUAGCUUGUCAGUGUCAGAGUCUCAUCUAGCUUCAACCCCAUCCCUUAAUCCAGCAAUAGCUGCAUACAGCUCCUUGUUUGCUGGGGCUGGAGCAGCAGCCAGUCUACGGGGACCAUACCCCAGUGCCUUGUCCCUUGCUGCUUCUAGAUAUAAUCCCUAUGGAAAACCUGGAUAUCCUAGUCCCCUUCCUCCCUCUCUCUCUGGACUAGGACUACCUGGAGGUCCUCCUGGACUACAGCACUCAAUGGGAGGAGGACUCUCUCCCUAUCUUUCAUCCUUAGGAGCACACAACCCUCUCUCCCUGUACAGUUUGUAUGGAGCUAGGUUGUAAUCUUUUAUCAUGAUGGAUUACAGGAAUACAGGGGGGAUAUAUAUAUAAUGGUUAAUCCUGAGAUUAAUGUGCUCUGUGAAGUGUUAAUCUAGUGUUGACACAAGUUGAACAAAUAAGUUGGACCGGGGGGAUGAAACUAGAGUGUUGAUAAUAUCUCUGCAAAAACUGGGUCUACUCCUCUAUCUAUCUAUCCAUCAAGGGGGAGACGGAUAAGAUCAUAACACAACUGGAAAAGUGUAAAAUAACACUAGUGGGAGACCCAGGGAUAAAAACAGCAUGAAACUUGUCAAACCUGACAGUUAGACAGCCAGAGACAGCCUGAUACAUUGUGUAUCGUGACAUCACGAGAUCUAAAUGUCGUGCGGAGCAAAUUCAUUGCUCUAUCCUAUUGUGCAGAGUCGUUCAUCAAACCUGUCACCCUCGCCCUGCCACAUAUACCCAGCACACAAACCCCCCUUCCCUUCUCCUUCGUGAUAAAUCAUCUCAGAUGUAACUUAAAUUUGAUAUAUGGCCAGCCGAUGAUCAUCCAAAAUGAAAAAUGGCUGAGGGAGAGGAGCUCUAGCAGUGAACAAAACACAAGAAUAGCAUUAUAUCCAACUCUACAUUAAUCAUUACAGCAGACCUGGAUCUCUGCUGCUCUGCAACCUAAUCUAUUAUUAAUCGUACACAACAAACGAGGAAAAUCUCCCCCCCCCCCCCUCUUCCUCUGCUAACUCCAAUCAUAAUCCUUUUUGUGUUUAGCCCAAGUCACCAAACAAGUUUGGAUUUUCACAUCAAACAAGUAUCAUUCUUCCCACCAAACAAAGCUGAUUUAGCCCCAAACAAACCUGUUCUUGCACACCAAACAAGGCUGAUGUUUUUGAACACCAAACAAUCAUUUCCAAAAAAACCAAACAAGUACUGUUCAACCCUGAGAACCUUAUAUAAAGCCUACCUACAAGGCCCCCAUUUUUUCCCCUGACGUGAAGAAUGAAAGAUGGCCACAAGAACUACAUAGAGUUAAUUUGUUGUUUCUCCAUCCCUCCUCCCUGGUCCAAAUUACACAAUCCAUUAGGUUUGGUUUGUGUAGAGCUGGGUCUAGAAGGAGCAGGAUGGGGGGGGGAGUGGGUUCCCUCUCUCUCUCUCUCUGUAUUUUGAUAUAUGAGUGUGCUGGCUGGAAACCAAGGAUCAAUUAAUCACGUGGUGGCAGCCGCGUGGCAGGCAAGACCCCAUUAAUCUUCCUAACGAUGUCGGAACAAAAUGAAUUGCUAGAGGCCGGGGCGGGGGAUAUACGCUGACAGGAGGGUUGGUGCCGAGUCCAGGGGCGGGGCAGGAGGCGUGGCAGUGUUCAGGGGCUCCACCAGGUCCAAAGGAUAACAGGAAUAGUUACCAAGAGCUGACAGGAAAUGAAACAGGUCCCAGACUUUAAGGAAAAAGGGUGGAUCCCAAAAUCUAUGAGGGGUUCACCCCCCCCCCCCCCCCCUCCUCCAACAACAAUUUUUCAAGAUAACUAGUUUCCAGGAGAAGUGAGAAUAUGAAGUUUACUCUGCAACUAGGGGAAUACAGGAGGGGGAUUAAACCAAGAAAUUUGAACUGUAGGAAAAGAGUGUAUGGACCUACACUCACUUCAAGUGCAAUCCCGGAGUAUUUUCUCCCGGAGUUAAUCUACUACCGGAGAAGUGUCUCCUGAGCUUAAACAGAUCUAAUAAUCUCCAGGCAGGAUUAGAACUGAACUUGUCAAGUGAUAAAUCUUAGUUAAUUUGAAAAAUUCCGUGAGCGAUAAAGAAAUGCGGGGAAUGA